UUUGCAUCCCUGGUUAUUUCGUUUAUCUGUGAAAUUCAUUUAUUAAAGGUAAAUAGUUGCCAUGUGCAGCAUCGGCGAAGAUGAUUUUGGAGACGAGGGAGCCGCCCACGCCAUGGUGGCGGAAUCCCUGCCAUCGGGAAUCGUCCUCAGCCCAGGGGAUUGCAACAAAUGCGGAGUAACCUCCAGCGAACUCUACAAACUCAACUUCCGGACAGCGGAGUGCCGUGACUGCUUUCUGGCGUACGCGAGGCACAAGUUCCGGGCAGCGUUGGGUGCAGCCAAGAUCCUGCCCAGAAACGCCGAGGUUCUCCUAGUUCUGGACGGCACUGCGGAGUCCCUCGUGCUCCUGGACAUGCUACACUUCGCACAAACUCAAAACACGUUCAAAAGACUUCAUUGCAAUGCACGUGUGGUCUACGUGGAGGAUCAGCAGGUGCAGGGGCGUGAUCCUGUGGACAUGGAAGCGCUCCAGAGCCUAUCCGCACAAUAUGCACCCUUUGAGUUCCAUGUGAUUGAGCUGGGGUCCUUGCCCAACUCCCUGCAGAGGAUCAAGGACUACAAUACUUCCCCCAAAGAAACCAACGUGCUUGACCAGAAGCUUAAGAAAUUGCGUAGUCUGACAGCUCGCCAGGAUUACCUGCAGCAGCAGCGCAAGAAUCUGAUUGCUUCGGUGGCGCAGGAGCUGCAAUGCACUCAUGUCUUUGAGCCCAGCAUAAGUGUGGAUUUGGCCACCCAGCUGCUGACUGCGAUAGCAUUGGGACGUGGAGGCAGUGCCGCAUUGGAUGUGGCUCUUCUUGACGAUCGGCUGGCUGGCGAUGUCAAAUUGUUGCGACCCCUCAAAGAUCUAAACGAGCAGGAAAUUCAAUUUUAUAUACAUGCCCAGCGACUGAAGAUACUUAUGCAGAGUGGCUCACGUUAUGGCCAGGAGCGUGGACAGACUGCCAGUCUACAGAACCUCACGACCGCCUUUGUGGCUAACCUGCAGCAAAACUAUGCUUCCACCGUGUCCACAGUGUUUCGUACUGGAGACAAAAUAGCCGUCAAUGCCCAUCCGGAGCAGACCUCUUGUGUUCACUGCCAGUCUUCUCUGGAUUCCACACUUUCCGACACUCUGCUGGCCAUCGAGUACUCUAGAUCCGUUUCAGAGGCCGGUGUGGGUCUGUACAAAAACGGAGAAGACCUCGAAGGCUUGGCCAAGAAGCGACUGCAGUCGGAGGACGGCCUGUGUCACGCCUGUCGCGGUAUACAGGCGGAAUUGGAGAGCGCUUGGUGUUAACAAGUGGCUGGAGUGGCAAAUGACCAUCGCAGGGCGGGACAUUGGAAGCCAGCACGACGUGGUGAAAAUCGUAGACUAUGUAGCGAUUGUAUUGCUUGGCCUUUCG
Messenger RNA from Drosophila suzukii, 1382 nucleotides. RefSeq names its product Cytosolic thiouridylase subunit 2 (gene Ctu2). Lineage: Eukaryota; Metazoa; Arthropoda; Insecta; Diptera; Drosophilidae. Gene Ontology annotation, biological process: tRNA wobble position uridine thiolation. The record is from RefSeq and is a predicted model, not a curated record. Gene Ontology annotation, molecular function: sulfurtransferase activity; tRNA binding. Gene Ontology annotation, cellular component: cytosol.